AUGAUCGCGUCACUCAUCGCCGGCGGUCUGCUGGCCUUCAGCGUGCUUGCUGUGGAAGUGAACAUUACCACAUCCAUCGGCUUGGCUGAGUGCAAAUGCUUCCCGGGUGACGCAUGCUGGCCGUUGCUCGACGACUGGAGCCUCUUGAACCAAACAGUUGACGGCCGCCUGAUCGCCACCACACCUCUCGCUAGGCCAUGCCACGACCCUAACUAUGACCAAGCGGAGUGCAAAGUUUUGCAGGAUGGUUGGCAAAACCCGGCUACCCAUAUGGACGAUUCUGCCUCGGUCAUGGCUCCAUUCUUUGCGAACCAGAGUUGUGACCCCUUUACGGCGGAAUCCAAACCCUGUACCCUCGGCAAUUAUGUGGUGUACACGGUUGAGGCUAGCUCCGCAGACGACGUUGUCGCUGCGGUCAAGUUCGCGACGCAGCACAACAUCCGAUUUGUUAUUCGUAACACGGGACACGACUACCUUGGUCGAUCCACUGGCGCCGGAGCUUUGUCGGUGUGGACUCACAAACUUAAAGAUAUCGAGUUCGUGGGUUGGAACGACGCAGGCUAUGAAGGGAGUGCCGUAAAGCUUGGCGCUGGCAUCCAGGGAUUCGAAGCUAUGGAGGCUACCCGGGCUCGUGGCCAGGUUCUGCUCAGUGGGGAGUGCCCGACGGUUGGUGUCGCCGGCGGUUAUACCCAGGGAGGAGGCCACUCUGCUUUGAGCACCAGCUUCGGCUUGUCCGCUGACAACACCCUCGAGUUCGACGUUGUGACGGCCGAUGGACAGUUGCUCACGGCUUCCAAAUCCCAGAACUCUGACCUCUACUGGGCGCUCUCAGGUGGUGGUGGGGGGAACUAUGGGGUCGUCGUCAGCAUGACCGUCAAAACAUUUCCCGAGGCCCAGGUGGGCGGCGGCACGAUUGCAUUUUACGCGAACGAAAAUCCCACCGAAAACUUUUAUGCCGCGAUCGAUGCCUUCCAUGCUGCACUUCCAGACAUGAUUGCCUCGGAGGCCAUGGUCGUCUACUACUUCACCUCGAGCUUCUUUCAGAUCGCACCCCUGACAGCCUACAACAAGACUGCCGCCGAGGUCCAGUCCAUCCUGGCUCCUUUCGUAGCAAAGCUCAACUCAAUGGGGAUUGUUUUCACCAGCAACUACACUCAAUCCGCCACAUACUAUGACCACUACAACCAAUACUUUGGGCCCCUUCCGGUCGGCAAUAUCCAGGUCGGCAUCGCCCAGUAUGGCGGUCGUUUGGUUCCGCUCUCUGCGUUCCAGAACAACGCCUCCGCAAUGUCGUCCGUUGCACGCUACAUCGCCGAGAAGAACGUGACGUGGAUUGGUGUUGGCACCGACGUGUCACGUUUUGGCGGAGACGGCUCCAACGCAGUGUUACCGGCAUGGCGUACGCCGCUUGUGCACGCUACGCUCACAACCGUGUGGUCGUUCGAUCCGGCCGAGUGGGACGAUAUGCUUGCUAAUCAGCAACUCAUGACGGACGAUAUAAUGCCCCGUAUCGAGGACGUCACCCCGGGUUCCGGCGCGUACAUGAACGAGGCCGAUUUCCGCCAGCCGGGUUUUCAGUAUGCGUUUUUUGGGUCCAACUACGAGACAUUGCUGCAGAUCAAGCAAAAGUAUGACCCGGAUGGAUUCUUUUAUGCGACCAAGGCGGUGGGUAGUGAGAUGUGGACCGUGGGACCUGACGGCAAGAUGUGUGCGGCUUCUUCGUAG
Messenger RNA from Dichotomopilus funicola, 1725 nucleotides. RefSeq lists its product as uncharacterized. Gene Ontology annotation, molecular function: oxidoreductase activity; FAD binding. The transcript is spliced from 2 exons. NCBI's taxonomy places the organism in Eukaryota, Fungi, Ascomycota, Sordariomycetes, Sordariales, Chaetomiaceae. Bases 1 to 1725 code for a protein of 574 amino acids. The record is from RefSeq and is a predicted model, not a curated record.